Messenger RNA from Scylla paramamosain (green mud crab), 5323 nucleotides. It is a transcript of the gene Bdp1, whose product is annotated as daf-12-interacting protein 1-like. Gene Ontology annotation, cellular component: transcription factor TFIIIB complex. Gene Ontology annotation, biological process: RNA polymerase III preinitiation complex assembly. The record is from RefSeq and is a predicted model, not a curated record. Gene Ontology annotation, molecular function: TFIIIC-class transcription factor complex binding. The coding region runs from base 701 to 4612 and encodes 1303 amino acids. The transcript has 8 exons. NCBI's taxonomy places the organism in Eukaryota, Metazoa, Arthropoda, Malacostraca, Decapoda, Portunidae.
AAAUUAAUAAAUGAAAUAUAUGGAAAAAAAUGUAAAAGGGGAUCAAAGCUUCAGGUUAUAAAACACCGAAACGGGAGCGUCAGACUAAGCCGAGACAGACCUGGAAACGAAAAGGACAUAAACACAGCAAACUUGGCGAAGGACGAACCUUUAAAUCAAUACGGAAAACGUGUUAAAGCCACAAAAAAUACGAAUUUUAGGUUAUAAAUACAAAAUGAUGACCCCCCGAGGAUCAGAAUAAGGUAGAGAAUAUGGUGAAAUAAGGGGAAAAAGACCGAGAACAGCGUCGCCACACCUGCUGUCUGCUGGCCCGGUGUCACGUGGGUAGUGCUGGUGUUUGUGUUUGGUUGUGUUUGCGCCAUGUGGGCGUGUGUUCCGGCCCUUGUGUGCGCGGCAUGAGUCCCUAGACACGGCUGCUGGUUGUGGAAGGAGUGUAGAGCCGCCGCGCCGAGCAGAAGUUGGUGUGGUGAGUUAAGGUGGUGAUCAUCAGACUACUGUGGACUUGGAGGAAAAUAAAUGCAAGACUCAAAAGACAAUUAAUAAACUGCUGUGGUCACUUCUAAUGGACUGCUGAAGCAAAGGCACCAUGUUAUUUGCCAGAUGACCCAGACCACAGUGAAGUCCUAACAUAUUUUGCCUUACAACUUGGAGCCAAACAACAGAACAUCAUUUCAGAGUUUGGUAAAUAGAUAAAGCAGCCAUGAGGCGAAUGAAAAUUCGUGCCAAACCCAAUUUUGGCGGAGGAGGAGGAACAUCACGGACCAGUUCAGGCCCUGGACGAGGCAGUGCAGCACCUGUGGAGGCCCAGAGCAGCAAGAUCCAGAUCACUCCACCACCUGUGGAAGAAGCUGAUGUGUCUUCAGCAGCAACAGCCAAAUGUCCAGGGGGGGAGGGAGCAGUAAAAGAGACUUCAGGGACUCAGAACAUAAGUAGUGAUGUUUCAAGUGUCGACCUUCAAGAGAAUACCAAUAAGUCUCCUGUCAAUGUUACUACCUCAGCAUCUUUCCAGAUGAAUGCUUCACAGCCCAGUCCAACAAAUGUACAAGGGAUAAAGUCAUUUGAUGUCAUUGAUAGUGGCAAGGAGCUUCAACAAGUAGUUACAGACAAUAGCUCUGAAUCAGGUGCUGCAGUCUCACCUGAAAUAGAAAGUAGUGUGACCCCUGAGCCAUCAGAAUCACAUGCCAUUCCAGUGCCAUCACCAAAAGCUCAGCCAUUACUAGUGCCACAGGAAAAUCCUAGUGCUACAACUUUCCAAAUAAUUUCUCAGUCUAUAACCCAAACUCAUGUUGAUAAAUCAGUGGAUGUAUCCUGUUCUGGUGCUGCAUCACCUGUAAGUGACACAUCAAGUAAUAUUUCCAGAGAGACUCAGCAAGACUCAGAUGGGAAGUCCACAUUAUGCAUGAGGAGGAAGAAGUUGAAGGUUAAGCCAAUGCUAGGCACUGUAAGAAAGGGUAGCAUAAUUGACAAAGCCAAGGUGAAAGCUUCUGACAGUAACAUAACUGUACCAAACAUGAAAAGUGAGUGUGUUGAUGUGCAGCCUUCAGAAAAUCAAACCAACUCUGAAGAAAAUGUAAGUAGUCCAGAGAAUACAGAAAAUAAUCACCUAAAUCAGAAUAUGCAAGAAAAAGCAGAUACAGAUGCUGAUGCAGGUAAUGUUUCCAAAAUGUGUAAUAAAAAGCCAUUAGAGAAAGCAGAUGUACAAACAAAUGUAACACCAGAAUCUUCUGAAUUCAGUGAAGGACUGGUAUGCCCUACUGAAAAGGAAGUCAUACCAGUAAGACAAGAAAUGGAAAUUGAAAGUGCAUUGCCAGAGAGGACAUGUGAAGACAUGGAGGUGGAGGUGGUCAAGGAAAACACAAACACAGAUGUAGUUGUGGAUGAAACCCCAGCUUCUGUAGGAAAUACUCUGGCUUCCAAAACCACUUCUCACACCAGUGCCCCAACAGCUGGCUGUAAGAGACGGGCAAGAAUUUGUGCAAAGCCCGCUCUGAUAACAAAAAAGAAGAAGGAAGAUAAUAAGGGCACUAAAGUUAAAUCAGUAGAACAAAUCACAAAUCACAAAUCACCAGAUGAACAGCUAGCAAAUGCAUCAACCCAGGAAAGUAUUACAAGAGGAUGUGGCAGUGAAGAAUCUGACACUGCUGCAGUGAAACCAAAUGUUGAAAUCAGUGAAAGUCAUCAAAGAGAGGAAUGUAAAUCAAAACCCAGUAUUGCUUCUUUCAAGAAAGAGGUGAAAUUUGUUGAAAUUGAGUUAAACAGAAAACACAGUCAUCUCUCAAAUAUAAGUGACAAUAAUAAAGAUAGCAAAGAGUCAGACGAAACUCAGAAAAUUAAAAGGGAAGGAAUUCAUGAUAAUGUCAAAGAAAAUGUUGAUAGUCCUCUCCAUAGCAACCUUAAGACACCCAGAAUAAAGAAACUCAGUGAAAAUAAAGAAAUAGAUCCUGAAUUGGAAGUACUUGAUGUUAACACCAAUGUGGAAAAACAAGUAAAAAAGAGAUUAAAACAAGAUAAAUGUGAAGAAGUCAUGAACAGUGAUGAUAGCACCGGUGACAAAGAGAAUGCAUCCACAGCUAUCAUUGAGCUGCCCAAGCAGGAGAGAAUCAUCAAGGAUAACUGUUCAGGCAUCACACAAAAAGCCAAAACAAAGUCUCCAGUACAUAGUUCCAAAUUAUUUGGAAAGUUUGAGAGAAAACACAAAUUUGAAGAUGAUGGAGACUCUCCUGAUAAGAAAAAAAAACAAAUUUUCCGAGCAAGGAAAGAUGAGUUCAGAAAGAAAAUGUCUGAAGGAGCCAUGGAACGCAGCAAAAUGACCAUGUUUGACCUCAUUUACUGGAACCCAGCUAGCAAUCCCAUGCCAGGCCGCACAGCCUCCCCCAAAAGGUCCACCGGCAGGGGCGACACAGACAGCAUCACAUCAGAAACAGCAGAGGAGCAGCAGGUUGAUGACUUGGGGCUUGACCCGGCAGACUCUGAGCACCAGUCACGUCCAGAAUCUCCAGAGGUGGUGAGCGUAAGUGUGGCAACCCCAGAGAAGCCUGAUGAGGAAAACAAGGAUUCAGCAGAGGAGGAAAAAGAUGCUGGAGAGGAUGUAGACACCAAUGAAGAGGAAGCAUCAGGUGAAAAGGAUAUCUUUGCUCCAAGAGUGAAAAUUGGACCCAAUGGGGAAAUUAUGGUGGAUGAGCAGAGCAUCAAAAUCCAGACCACAGCUGCAAAGAACCGAGAUGAGGUGCUGAGCAAGGCAGUGGUGGUAGAGGAGAGUGGAGACUCUUCUCAUUACGGCAAGUGGAGUAAAAGGCGAAGAAGAUCAUGUGAAUGGACAGUGAAGGAAACAGCACUAUUCUACAAGGCACUUUCAACUGUUGGUACUGAUUUCUCCCUCAUGGAGACACUCAUCAAGUGGAGGACCCGUGCAGAACUCAAGACCAAGUUCAAGAAGGAGGAACGGAACAACAGGGACCUUGUGGACUUAGCACUCAAUGACUCAACACAGUUUGAUAUGACUGUGUUUGAGGAAGAAUCAGAUUAUGACCCCAAGGAAGACAGGAAGGCAGCACGACAAGCUGAAAGGGCAGAGGCCAAGCGGAGGCGCCUGGAGAUGAAACAGCAGGACAAAAUCAAGGAAAUGGAAAAGAAGAAGAUUGCAAACAAGAAAAAGAGGGCUGCAAUUAAGAACCGCAAGAAGGUGCUCCGCAAGGCAUACAGGAAUCGGGGAAGAAAGAGGAAGGAAACUUUUGAGAGUGACAAUGAGGAUUCGCCCAGUCUGGAUGACUCAGACAGUGCCUCAGAGGACUCAGUAUUAGAGCAGCCACAGCCAGAGGACUUGGUGCCUGUAAAACCAAGAGUGACACUGAAGAGGCGACUCCCAAAGAGACGGAGCUCCUUGGUGAUCAGCGAGGUAACUGUAACAAUGGAGACAGUGAAAUACAAUGAACCAGCAAGUAAAGAUACAACUGAGCAACUAGCAGAUGAGCAAGAAACACCAGAAGAGUACAUCCAGCCUGCUUCCAUAGCAGAGAAAAACUUAGAUGACCAUCAUGACCCUCAUGAGGAGACACACCCUAGCAGCUCUCCAGAUAAUGGUAUCCCACAAAGAAGUGAGGAGUUCAACCAUCAUGAGGAACGAGAGAGUGAGAUAAACUUAUUGAAUAAGUAUCCUCAGCUUCCUCUUAAUGAAGGAUUACCUGAAACCCACAUUAUUGAAAACAUGAUCUCUGAGGAUGAUGAAAAUGUAGGUGUUGAAAAUAAUACAAAUACAAGUCAAAAGGAUGACGUCAAGAGCAGUGAGCCCAGCACCAGCACCUGUAAAGACAAAAAUUCUGAGAACAUCGAGACGAUCACUGAAUUGCAUCCCUGCAAUCCUGCACCAGAACCAUCAAGUGAUGAUGAUGGUCAGAGAGUGUGGCACUUCCCUGUGUCAGCCAUCCAGACCUUAGAGGAUGGACGGCAGGUCAUCUUGGUGCCCACCCCUAGUGGCCAUAACAGUGUGCCAGUGCCCAUACUGCCCCCUGGCACUUCUAAUGUGGUGGUGAUGGCCACCGAUGUCCCAGAUUCCCCUGGAGAACUCAUUUACCAUGUUUAUGUGGUGUCUCCUGUCGAGGCUGGAGAGUCUUAGUCAAGCACCCCUCCCUCACUACAAGGUGUGGGGCUCUGGUGAUUGUCAGACCUUUUCAAGCAGUACAGUCUUGUUGUAGACAUAGUACUUUUUAUUUAACUUUGAAAUGUGAUACUAAUGUAUAAGCUUAUUUAUAUUACUUUUUACAAGGAAAUUUUGACAUUAGAAAUGGACUUGCUUAUAAGCAUUAUUAGACAUAUCUGUAUUGUGAAAUGAGUGUUUGUUUUUUAAAAUAAAAGUAACAUGUAUAUGGGAGUUAAAACUGCCAUAUUUUAUGCAUAGAUUUUGAUAUUGUGUAGUCUCAGGAAAGUAGAAAUGAAGAUUAGAUAUACCUGAUUGCCACCAGAACCAAGUUGUUGUGUCAGACAUGUGAGGAACUGCAAUCCUCAGCUUUAUUAGGUUAAUAACUCAGCGAGGUGGUGGGCAGUCUCACUGAGCAUUCACUAAAGCUAGUCAUUUGGUAGCAAUAAGCUUUUAAACCUGUUAUAUUUGUAGUUCGGAUACCUACUUUAAGCAGGAAGUGGGAAGGGGAAUGAAUAGCAGGAAGGGUGGGAGGGUUAGUGGCCGGGAAGGGAAGGGCUACAUGCAUGAUAACUUUGUGUUGACUGUGCUUGUGUGUCCUGUGGUUGGCUGUUGUGUGACGCCAAAGUCCUCUGUAGUGGGAAGUUAUGAUGUAUGUAUAUAUGAAAAUAAAUGUUAAUUAUUGGGAAA